AAUUUACAAAAGAUAAACCCGAUAACAAAGAAAAUGUCAAAUGCGCUGCCAGGACCUCAAGCACAAGCAUUCUACAAUGUCUGCGUCAGUUGCAUUAGUCAGAUGAGGAUCGAGCUCGUCGAAGCAUUGGAGGAAGGCGAGAACUCUUCAGUGAAGCGACAAUUAACAGAAGAUGAGAAGAUUGCAAUAAAUAGCUUUGAUCUAUGGGCAAAGGGAUUAUUGGAGGUGGUGUGGCUGGGGAUUGUAGAGAAGGAUAAAAAAGAGCACCCCACUUCUAUGGAAGAGAUCCUGUCUAAAUUUACCGUACGCGAUGCACAAAGUCCUUUGAAAAAGCUUCCACCAACAUCUCGUGCCUCGCUACUCCGCACAUUCCUCCUCCUCAUAUUAACCACCGUUAAGCGAUACGAUGCGCGAACUCGCGUGCUCCUCCGUCGUCUUUCAGACUCGCUGCACCUUCAGUUUCCAUCCGACUAUGAGGAAUCCGUGGAACAAGCUCUCAAACACCCCGAUCAAGCCAUAAAGGCUACCAAGGAAGCAGCAGCAAAGCGGGAAGAGACGGGAAGGAUAUCCCGGAAUUGGAAAAUUGGGUUAGCAACCUUGGCGGGCGGUGUGGCGAUUGGGGUUACUGGUGGAUUGGCUGCUCCGCUUGUUGGAGCAGGACUCGCUUCGGUGUUAGGCGCCGUUGGGCUGAGCGGUACUGCAGCGGGGAUGAUGAUCGGAGGUUUGGCGAGCAGUGGCAUGGUCAUUGGCUCCCUGUUUGGGGCUUACGGAGGACAUAUGUCGGGCAAAAUGGUGGCGAAACGAACUCGAGAAGUCACUGAUUUCGAUUUCAAACCGUUAAAAGUGAACAGCCGGCUCCACGUUACAAUUGCUGUCACUGGCUGGCUCAACUCAGCGGACGACGUGGGAGAACCCUGGACGAUUGUUGAUGGUUCUGGAGAUGUCGAGGCUCUUCAAUGGGAAGUUCAAUCUCUUUUGGAACUUGGUCGCGCAAUGACAGCGAUGAUCAAGUCCCAGGCCAUAGGCUAUGUUAAAAGCGAAAUCCUUAAGCGAACCGUUCUGGCUUCCCUCAUGUCCGCACUGUGGCCGCUCAGCCUCUUGCAGGUCGGGAAACUGAUUGAUAAUCCAUGGUCAAAUGCUAUGGAUUUAGCCAAGAAAACUGGGGCAGUAUUGGCCGAUGUUUUAAUUGAGAAGGUCCAAGGAGAGCGGCCCGUUACUUUGAUAGGAUAUUCCCUGGGGGCCCGUACCAUCUUUUAUUGCCUUGUCGAACUCUCUCGCCGCAACGCGUAUGGCAUAGUGGAGCAUGCCUACAUGUUCGGACUUCCGGCGCCAGGAUCCAGAGAUUAUUGGCGGUCCAUUCGACGAGUGGUCUCAGGACGUAUCGUAAACGGCUACUCUACAAAUGACUGGCUCCUCGCCUUUCUCUAUCGCACAACGAACAUCAAAUACAUGGUACCCGGUCUCUCACCUGUUAAAGUCCGGGGCGUGGAAGAUAUUGACGUAAGCUCGAUUGUGGAGGGCCAUUUAAAGUACAGGGGGACGAUCGGACAAUGCUUGGCAUUGGCGGCUGCGGAGGACUUGAAUGGUCAGCAGAUUGAAGAACAGAAGAAAGUCCUACACGAGAUUGAGAGACAGGAGAGUGUGGAGGACGUCCCAAUGGAGGAGCUUGUGCAGGUUGAAUUGGAAAAGACCAAGGCUGACAGAGGUGACUCAGCACACUCCCUUCAAGAUCAAUCACAAAUUGGGCCUGCACAAUAGAGCCUCGGUAUAAACUAUAUUACGAAACCCCAACAAACAAACAAUGGUCAAUUUGACGAACUGUUAUAUGCAGCGCCCGUUGUGUCAAGUAACUCUUAUUGGCAUUAGAGAUCAAUAGAUUAUCUGUAUUCUACUGUCUCAAUUAGUGAGGUGAUGGGGCAUUCUCAUGGGGAUACAGAGAACGUAGGUGAGGCCACAGAAAACAACGCAAUCGCCAAAGAUUCUUGUAUAUUACGAAACAAAGAUAAAUAAAAGGUCUCUGCAGCUCCA
Molecule: messenger RNA, 2028 nt
Organism: Spizellomyces punctatus DAOM BR117
Lineage: Eukaryota; Fungi; Chytridiomycota; Chytridiomycetes; Spizellomycetales; Spizellomycetaceae
Exons: 5
Coding region: 34-1758 (574 amino acids)
Source: RefSeq, a predicted model, not a curated record